Akanthomyces muscarius is the source of this 1497-nucleotide messenger RNA. RefSeq lists its product as uncharacterized. Gene Ontology annotation, biological process: mitotic DNA damage checkpoint signaling; protein phosphorylation. Gene Ontology annotation, cellular component: nucleus; cytoplasm. The transcript is spliced from 3 exons. Gene Ontology annotation, molecular function: ATP binding; protein serine/threonine kinase activity. NCBI's taxonomy places the organism in Eukaryota, Fungi, Ascomycota, Sordariomycetes, Hypocreales, Cordycipitaceae. Bases 1 to 1497 code for a protein of 498 amino acids. The record is from RefSeq and is a predicted model, not a curated record.
AUGAUAGUACUGCCGCAGCAGGCCGGCACACGGCUGGACGGCCGCUCAGGCUCCUACAACGACCAGGAGCCUUUGCAAAAUCUCAAAAUGAUUAGACAAACGUCCGAGCGCACGCAUUUUGACUUGGACCUGGAUUCGAGACGCGGUUGUCGCUUUUACUACGACGUGGGGAGCGAUGACCUCAUUGCUCUCAACGAAGGCAAAGAGAGUAUCUGGCUCGUCGCGCUCAAUGUAGGAGCCGCCACAGGGCCCAACCAGACCCUGUGCUUGGACCCUGGUGAGAAGAAUCCCAUCUCCCCGGGGUACUGGGGCAUGAUGGCAUUUCUCGAAGAGGACGAGUCAGGGCCAGUGACGGCCGAAGAGGACGAGCCAAGGCCACUGAUGGCCGAGUGCUUGCUGCUGCCUCGUCGAUGGACUUUUCAGCAGUUUUCAGUACCGCUCGCUGGUCUUGUCACGCCGGGGGAGUCUCCGGCCGACGACGUAGCGUGGACAACGCAGAUCAUCUGCUCGAACUUUGGGGAUGGCGACAACCCUAUGCUGAAAGUUGCACCCGCAACAAUGGUGCGGAUCAGGUUUCCCACGGCACCCGGCGAGCCAGAAUCAACGGAAAAUUUCGAUAUUACGAACAUCGCAAACAUUGCGACGCCGACAAGUCGAACGGGCAUUCUUCAUGCGCUUCACAGCAACAUGGGAGAAGUGCACUCGGCUAUGAAGAUACUUAGAAGACACCCAGAUCAGAAAGAUCAGAUACCAUCCUUGGCGGAUGAUUACUCUUCGGAAGUGGUGUUCUCCUUGGCGUUGAAGGAUCAUCCCGGGUUUGUUACGUGUCUUGGGUUCGAUGCUCGCUUCUUCGUGAUUUACAUGGAGCGCCUGGAAGAACAUGACCUCGGACUGCACCAGGAUAGAAAUGGCAUGUUUACAGGGUCAUUGUCGUUCGCGGAACGAAUACUGAAAGACACGGCUCGGAAUCUUGCCCAUCUCGAAUCGGAAGGUUUUCUGCAUAAUGACAUCAAGCCGCGGAACAUGAUUUUCCAUCCCGAGCGCGGCACCCUGCUGAUUGACUUUGGGCUUUGCACCUACGCGAACGAUGGCCAGCCGGGCGGCGGGAUCUACCCAUACAUUGCGCCAGAGAUAUACGAAGGAGUAGCUCCCUCCCCGGCAAGCGACAUAUACUCACUGGGCGUCACAAUGCUGUAUCUACUGGGGAAAACAGCCCUGCCCGAAAGCCUCGGGCCAGGCUGGAGAGUAAAAAACCCCGGCCCGCGCUACUACCGUUGGCGCAGCGAGGUUGAAACGAUGCGGAGUAGCCUUCGCGGUACCAUGGGGGCAAUCGUGAAGCAGAUGCUAGGAAGACGUGCAAGAACACGCAUAACGGCUCGUCAGAUCCUGGAACAGCUCAGGAUAGCAGAAGAAGAGAGACAAGGAGAAGAGGAGAGACGAGCAAAAGACAAGAAGAAGGAAAAAAACAAGAAGCGACCAGACACUGGACGCAGAUAG